Molecule: messenger RNA, 3411 nt
Organism: Bubalus bubalis (water buffalo)
Lineage: Eukaryota; Metazoa; Chordata; Mammalia; Artiodactyla; Bovidae
Gene: RCSD1
Product: RCSD domain containing 1
Exons: 7
Coding region: 205-1350 (381 amino acids)
Biological process (GO): skeletal muscle contraction; protein localization to endosome; retrograde transport, endosome to Golgi
Cellular component (GO): early endosome; WASH complex
Molecular function (GO): retromer complex binding; actin filament binding; phosphatidylinositol phosphate binding
Source: RefSeq, a predicted model, not a curated record
CUCCUCCUUCCUCGUUCUCUAGCGCGGGGCUGGGGCGGCCCGCAGUCAGCCCUGCAGCCGGCGAGCCGGGUGCGCAGCCGCUCACUUGCGCUGUGCCCGCCGGAGCCGAACCCGGUCCAGGCGGGAGCAAAGCGCUGAGCGGGGAUCGAGAGCCCGGGACAGAGCGAACGCGCGCUGGCGGCGCUGAGUCGGCACCUGGAGGACAUGGAGGAAAGGCCGGCACAGACCAACGCCAUUGUGGACGACUCUGCACCCCCCUCGGUGGCCCAGUUGGCUGGGCGGUUCAGGGAGCAGGCAGCCGCUGCAAAGGAGACACCAGCCAGUAAACCAACCAGAAGGAAACCGCCCUGCUCCCUCCCUCUGUUCCCCUCCAAGGUAGAGCUGGGCCAGAAUGGUGAGGAGAAGUCACUGCCCAGUGCAAACCACCCUCCUAAAGUCAAAGUGAAGAGCUCACCUCUGAUUGAGAAACUUCAGGCCAAUUUAGUCUUUGAUCCAGCAGCCCUGCUUCCUGGGGCUUCUCCCAAGAGUCCUGGAUUCAAGGCCAUGGUGUCACCAUUUCACAGCCCGCCUUCUACCCCCAGCAGCCCUGGAGUGCGAUCUCGGCCCAGCGAACCAGAGGAGGUGCCCGUCAGCUUUGACCAGCCUCCUGAAGGCAGUCAUCUGCCCUGUUACAAUAAGGUGCGGACAAGGGGCUCCAUAAAAAGGCGCCCUCCCUCCCGGAGAUUCCGAAGGUCCCAGUCAGACUGUGGGGAACUGGGAGAGUUCAGGGCCGUGGAGCCUUCCCAGGAGAAUGGUGCCAAGGAGGAGAGUGGGGACGAGCUGUUCCCAGCCAAGAGCAAAGCCCCAGGAUCCCCUCCUCUGAGGAGGACAUCCAGCAGGACAGAGAAGCUGGAGGAGAAGAGCAGGGCCAUGGGGGAAGCCCAGGAGCCGGAGAAGAUUGUGGGGGGCUCUGAGGAGGAGGCUGGGCAGCAUCCAGCCCAAGCCUCCAGCUCAGAGGCGGAGGAUGGGUGUGGGAGCCCCAAAGAGGAGAGACCGGCUGGAGAGCAGGCGGAAGAGCCUACAGAGGUGAAGGAGAGGGUGGCCAGUGAAGAGGAGGAGCCCGGACAAAGCAGCCAAGACACAAAGGAGCUGGAGGAGGGAGCCGUGGAGGAGGAGCCCCCUCAACCCCCUCCUGGAGGAGGGGUGGGCAGCCACAGCCCAGAGCAGGGGACCAGCGAGGAAAAGCAAGAUGAAGAGGCCAGCCUCAAGCCAGGCUGCAGCCCCGACUCUGGAGCCCACGCCCAGCCGGACACCAGCAGCGAGGUCCCCAGGACAGAGGAUAACACCCCUGUCCAGGACACUAAAAUGUGAAGAGCACAUUGCUUCUAGUGAUGAAGCUGCUGGAGCCAUGUCUUUGAAAGUAGCAGCAAGGAUUAUAGUAGCAGCAAAGGAAGCCAUUGCAGGACACGAUGGGCUGAGAGUCUGAAGUCAGCCUGAAGACACAGGGUGCCAUUUCCCAACCUCCACACUGUUGCAGACGGAGAGUGGAUCUGAGGGCAGAAGACUUUGAUCAGCUUGAGUUUGUGUCACUUGAUGGACCUUUUUUUUUCUUUUUUUUUUUAAGAAAACUUAUUUAAAACAAUUUGCUGUGUUGGCAACUCCCCAGGGAUACUGGUCAACCUGUGGGGCCCAGAUCCACACCCACUUAUCCCUACAGCUGACCUCAGAACUGGACUGGCAUUUAGCUAAUCAGAUUGUGUUUAUAUAAAUUGAUAGCCUUUUUAUUAUUCCUAAGUUUUCACAGUUCUCAAAUGUAAGUAAAAACUCAUUUCAGGUGGCUAGAAUCAAAGUAGUAUCACUGGAAAUAUACAUCCUGUAAGUUACAGAAGACCUGAAAUUGUAUGGAGACCCUGAAACAACCUUUCAGCUUGGUCCAAAUUUGACUGGUCAACCAAUUUUGAAAACACUGGACUAGAAGAGAUAAUUAUUGAAACAUUUAAAAAUAUGUGUCUGUUCCAGCAACAGGAGCUUUGAAAGUGAAAGCAAAGUCACUUAGUCGUGUCAGACUCUUUGUGACCCCAUGGACUGUAGCCUGUGAGGUUCCUCCAUCCAUGGAAUUUUCCAGGAUUUUCCUUCUCCAGGGACUCAGAUAUUGAAACCAGGUCUCCAGCAUUGCAAGCAGAUGAUUUUACUGUCUGAGCCACCAGGGAAGCUCCCCAUCUGGAGCUAUCCCAUCUGGUAAUUUACCAGGAGCUUUCCCAUCUGGUAAUUCUCUAGUUAGGAAUUUUCAGCUCAUCUCCUUCUGUCAGGGGACAGGGAGGCAGAGGCAGGCAGCAAGUCCUUUGGGGAGGCAGAAUGUCAAGAGGUUUCAAAGGUCUGCACUUCAUUUCCUCUUCCUGAAAGCAGAGCAGUGAUACCUGAGCAGUGCCUGCCCUCUGGUUUAUCCUGGGAAGAUAAAGUUUGUGCUUCCAGAAGGGGAGCCCCGAGCAUGAAUCAGAUAUCUCCUGGGAAGUGCACUGGGCAUCAUGAUAUACAACCUACAUAAUAAGGACAUCCUUCCCUGACUUGAAUGGAAACCCAGGGUCUCCUCCCCUACUCAGGAGGGAUGGAGUGGGUCGUUGGCCUGUUCUCCUUGAAUAGCUCUUGCUUAAACGUUCUGUUGAGAGAGUGCAGGAAGCUUCGCUAGGAACAAGGGGCCUGACUACCCCUUUCUUAACAUACUCUCUCCCCCCUUCACACACUCCUGCUGAAAGAUGCUCAUCCAAAUAAAUUUUAAUCUUUAGAGUUGCUCCUUAUUCAGAUUUAUUUCAGUAUCUCAACAUGCAGAUUUGGUAGUUGGAGCAGUCGUUUUUCUGGAGGUCUCUUAGACCAUACUCUUAUCUACUCUGACUUCAAAAAGUAGUUUUCCAGACUAAAAGGCCUUAUCUCACCACUGGUACCUCAGUUUUUAUCACCUCAUUACAGUUUUUCUAACUCCAGAAUAGUAUUAAUAUUUGAUAUAUACAUUUUUUCAAAAACUAUUUUUAAAUUGAAUGUAGCUUCUAAAUCUUGUAAUCUAGUGAAGACUGAUACUAUAAUAAGUUUUGUAUUCUAGCAGAGUUUGGGAGAUAUGUGUGUCAGUUAUUUUGAGAUCUAUAUACUCUCUGUCUAUCUACCUAUCUAAUCUCUUCACAGAGAUGUAUACCCCCUAAACAAUACAUGGAUUUAUUUAUAUAUGUCUUUGGGUUGUUUAUAUAUGCAUGCACAUAUCUAGGCAAGAGUUUUGAGAAUGUGAGCUUGGCUGUGGGUGUGUGUGGUGAAAGGGGGAAAUAUGCCGUUCUUCCUUACUAGAAAAAGGAAUGGAAUAGGUGGGAUGUGAAUGUAGAAAUAAAACUCUAUCUUACAUACCUUAUAGUAGCAGAUGAAGGAGCAAUAAAAAUGACAAGAAUGUGA